AUGAGCUCUCCAAGCGACAAGUCAGCAACAAACUCGCAACCUGAGGGCAGCAAGCCAAAGCCUUGCUGCGUGUGCAAGCCGGAAAAAGAAGAAAGAGACACCUGUCUCUUGUUUAACGGCCAGGAUUCAGGAAAAUGCGAUGAAUUUAUAAACAAGUACAAAAAAUGCAUGCAGGGCUAUGGUUUCACCGUUUAG
Lachancea sp. 'fantastica' is the source of this 195-nucleotide messenger RNA. The record is from the annotation of a GenBank genome assembly. NCBI's taxonomy places the organism in Eukaryota, Fungi, Ascomycota, Saccharomycetes, Saccharomycetales, Saccharomycetaceae.